GAGGAGCACGCCCCGCGCGGAGACGAACCUGUGGGGCCAGGCAGCGCGCUGGUGCUUAGAGCAGCCAAGGACGGGCGCGCCUCGCUCGGGGACAAGAGGCUCGCAUCCGGGGACGAGUGCCCCGCGAUCGAGUGCGGCUGCCUCGCGCUCGAGGGCGGGCGCGCCUCGCUCGGGGACAAGAGGCUCGCAUCCGGGGACGAGUGCCCCGCGAUCGAGUGCGGCUGCCUCGCGCUCGAGGACGGCUGCCUCGCGCUCGAGGACGGCUGCCUGGCACUCGAGGACGGCUGCCUGGCGGUCGAGGACGGCUGUCUCGCGGUCGAGGACGGGUGCCUCGCGAUCGAGGCUGCGCCCCGCGGAGGGAAGUGCCACUGCGACCGCGGCGCGCGCAGCCCCGGCGCGCUGCCAGCAGGGGGGCCGCGGUCUGGGCAGCAGGCAGGCGGCUCCAGCGACGGGGAGGCGGUCGACGCCGAGGACCUCCGGUCGCUGCGGGACGUGUUCCGGGCCUGCGACGCCAACGGCGACGGCACCAUCAAUCUGAGGGAGCUCAUCAAGGCCUGCCGCCGGCGCCCUGAGGUCGCGGCCUUCUUUGGCCUGCCGUCGGAGAUCCACCAGGAGGGCGCCUCCCGGAAGGCGGUCAUGGAGUUCUUCCAGGGCGCCGAUCGCAAUGACGACCGCGAGAUCACUUGGGAGGAGCUCCGCCAGUUCUACCGCGAGCGCCGGCCAGUCGGCGUGAGCCCCCAGCGGUCCAGCACCCCCGGCGGCGGCGGCGGCCGCAGGGACGCCGAGGGCAGCCCGCCGCACGCCCAGCCGCGCCCGCCGCCGCAGGUGGGGCGGUCGUGGUGGUGUUGGUGGUCGACGUCGGGCGCUUCCGGGCCACCCAGAUUCGGAGCCCCUCGCCGCAGGGCGCGCUGCCGCCACCCCUGCGGCCGCCCGCAGCGGCGGCCGCAGACGCGCCCGCGUUGGAGGAGCCGCGGCCACAGCCGGGCAUCGGCGCGCGGGCGGGGCUGGCGGCCGAGGGGCCGCGCCCACACCUGGGCCUCGGCGCGCGGGCCGGGCUGCUGGCCGAGGAGAGCCGCGGCCACAGCCGGGCAUCGGCGCGCGGGUGGGGCUGGCGGCCGAGGGGCCGCGCCCACACCUGGGCCUCGGCGCGCUGCCGGAGCGGACGGCCGAUCUGCUGCCGCACCUCGGCCUCGGCGCGCGGGCCAGGCUGCUGGCCGAGGAGAGCCGCCCCGGCAGCCGCUGUCGGCGCCGGACGUCCUGGCGCAGACGAGCAGGGGGCCGGCCGAGGAGCUGCAGCGCCUGAGGCGGGAGGCGCUGCGGAGGGAGCUGCGGGGCCGGGCGCCCGCAGGGGGCGGGGCCGCUGGUGCCCCUCUGGCGACACCCCGCUCCCAGGCGCCCUCGGCCGUCGGCGAGGGGGAGCGCCAGCGGCAGGCGGACGCCGCUCGGGGCCACGCCGAGGCGGUGGAGCGGCACAACGCCGAGUUGGAGGAGCGGCACGCGCAGCAGGUGCGGGCGCUGGAGGCGGAGUGCGAGCGCCUGCAGCGCGAGCUCUGGCGGCGGCUCGACGGUCCGAGGCCAGCGCCGACGCCCCCCCAGGAGAGCCCGUCUGUGCGCCGGCACACCCGGCGGCACGCGUGCCGGUGCGGCCUGCGCUUGCCGAGCCGGUCGGCCCUGUCCAUGGGCCGAGGCUGA
Messenger RNA from Prorocentrum cordatum, 1692 nucleotides. NCBI's taxonomy places the organism in Eukaryota, Dinophyceae, Prorocentrales, Prorocentraceae. The record is from the annotation of a GenBank genome assembly.